AUGAAAGCCAAAAGACUUUCUAUUUUCCAUAAUGGAGACAGCCAGGAUGGAUACCUUAUGGAAACACAGAAUACCUCUCUUCUUUUUGACCCGCCUUCAGUGAUUUUAGACAAAAACAUUGAAAUAGGCAGCAUUUUAGACCGAAAGUACAUUGAAAUUGAAGUAAUCAAAGAAUACCCUCCAAACAUAGCUGGAAUCUUCAUUACAAAUAGCAAUGCACUUUCUGUAUUUUUUAUUGAAAGCAAUGUAACAAUAUACCUAACUGACUAUAUAUAUUUGCAGAUGAAAGAAAGACUAAAGUACUAUAGGUCCCUAGGCCCAGUCAGCCAGUGCACAUCUGCCCCGCAGGCACAUACAAAGAUAGUUUCUGUAGCAGAGUACAAGGACAUUUCAAAAAGGAUUAAGAUCAUUCGGAAUAACCAAAUAAUUAACUUCACAUAUCUAUCCAUUACUGCACGUGCUGCAGGAACAUCUCUUGGGUGGGUAAUGUAUGAUAUUGCACAAGGCAGAGAGAAAAUAUGUGCAUACACAUACGGUAUUCCCGGAGGAAGUUCUCUUUCGCAUGAAAUGAAGCCACAGAAUCAGCCAACUCCUCUAUUUGUCAACCAGUUUCGAGCUGCGAAUGCACUGACUAUUCAGGAUUUAUCAAAGGCAGUUACCACUCUAUCAAAUAGCAAAGAGUCUUUUGUGAUUACAAUGGACGUGCUGUCUCAUUCAGUAGAAAUGGCUCUUCAUAUUCUCAGCUUAGUCAAGACAAGAAAUAUAUACGUGGUGCACCCAGGAUUCAAGCGCAUUAUGCAGCUGUACGAAAUGAAGAGAGACGUCUUUGCUGAGAAGUUUGUUUCUGAGCCCUCUAUUAUAUCUACUCUCUUUACCACGCCAAGGCUCAAGCCAUCAAGCCUAUUCAAAGCAUCCAAGGCCAUGGCGAGUGAGAGCAUAAUUAUUCUGUGCGAGCCAACCUUCUACAAACUAUUCUAUAAAUCUAUGCCUGUCAUUCAUCUUUCAGACUACGGCAUAAAAUUCACAGGCUGCAUGGAAGAUGCACUGAAGCUGCCAUGGAUAUCCCAGCUCUGUCUUAACAAGCUAAAGAAAGAUUGUGCCAUAGAAGAGAAGAUUAGUGUCCCAGUUGAAGAUGUCACGGAAGAGGGCCUGCUUAUAGCCGAGAGUGCAUUGUUCAGCAUACACCUGCAUAACACGCAUAAUAUUAAUGUGGUUUCCAAGAGUAAGGAGGGCCUUUCACUGCACUUUGCAGGGGACUUCAAGAAAGAUUUAAUAGGACUUUCAUUGGAUUGUAAAGAGUCAAAACUGCAGAAUAUACUGUCCCACAAUGCAGCAAGCCGACUUGUAGUUAAUAGUACUUUGGUUUGUCCAGUUGAAGAUGCAGUUUUCAAGAUAAAGGAAGAGGGUGGGAUUGUUUCUGUAAAGAAAGAGCAGCUUCCAAGAAAUUAA
This is a messenger RNA of Nematocida ausubeli, 1449 nucleotides long. RefSeq lists its product as uncharacterized. The record is from RefSeq and is a predicted model, not a curated record. The transcript has a single exon. The coding region runs from base 1 to 1449 and encodes 482 amino acids. NCBI's taxonomy places the organism in Eukaryota, Fungi, Microsporidia.